GUAGCAUCGAAUCGCAACAAAGCCGCAACGUCGAAGAAGCGGAAAGGACACGAGGUUAUUCCUGACCCACCUUCUUUCAGGAAUCCAAAACAGGCCGCUUGUGCCCGGACCGCAAAGGCCGCAAAGACGAGCCACCCAGAAGUGGAGAAGACACACUUCCAACGCUCUGGUACACACGCGACGCGGCCUUGGGCGAACUCUCAACAGGCCCGACAUCAGCGCCAGGGAGUGCAGGUUGCACAUCAAGAAGCCAGCCAAGCAAAGAAGGGCAAAAAUGGUACAAGGCAUGAUUGGGGGCCGGAGUCAAAGCAUGCUGGGAGUGAGCAGCUUUUGGAUUGCUUUGGUCGGGCAUGGAACAUGAACAAAGUUGUCGUGAACUUCCUGAACAUUGGCCAUUACUACGGAAGCAAGGUCAUGAAGUUAGAGCAGCAGAUGUUUCAAUGGGAAGGAGUCAGGCGCUGCGUCCGCUAUUUGAAGACGGAAAUGAAUCUGCAGGUCACGGGCGUCAUCCCGGAGAACUACCGAGGUAUGGACAAUGGGAGGAAGCAACUACCCUUACCUGCUGACAUAAAGAACAUGUGCGAAACAGUCGAGGAAACACCUCGCUUUGGCGACCAAAGGAACCAUCGAAGUGCAGAUGAUGAGAUGACCAUUAAAUGCGCUUAUCGACGUGCAUGUCGGUUUCUUGACAACGACAAUUACAAGGAGUGGGUUGUGCAGCUACAGGAUGCGAAAGCCCGGACUUGGUUGCAAAAGCAUAAGGACAUGGCCCACAUGCGGUUCUAUUUCGACAUAGGCACUGGAACCUUCGACAUAUUGGGUGGCAACUACCCGACGACAAGCCUUGCUCAGAAUGAUGCUCGGGUCCAGAAUCGGAGAUGUUGGACUUCAUGGGGUUAA
Molecule: messenger RNA, 900 nt
Organism: Symbiodinium necroappetens
Lineage: Eukaryota; Dinophyceae; Suessiales; Symbiodiniaceae
Source: the annotation of a GenBank genome assembly